GCCGUCGGCGCCUCCGCAGAUCACCGUCUCCCCUCCUCCCCCGCCGCGACUACUGACGCGUCGAGCCAUUCGCUCAGCCCGUUGCAGCGAGCAACUUGCUACUCGCGAGGACGUUGUGUCCUCUCUUCUGGUCUUGAGCAUGCUCCACGCUUGUCAGGAGCAACUCACCCUCCAUGUCGCUGCACUGCGUCGCCUUCUCACCAUCCUAAUCGCACCCUCCCGAUCAUCCCGGUACGACUCGGGACCUCCAUGAGGGUGUACUCAGCGCUGUGGGAUUCCGGUUCUCAGGGCGAUUUCAUUCACCCACGCGUGGUGAAGGAAGCCCGCUUACCCACGACAGGGUCUCCGACUCCCAUCUCCGUUACCCUAGGGGAUGACAAGAUCCAGUGCUUCUUCGAUCAGACGGUCACCGACCUCCCCUUCUUCCUCACUCUCGAGCCGACCGAGCGUUCCCCGGCGUCUCGUCGCCACCGCUCCUCUGCACAUUUCGAUGUGAUGGAGACGGGGUACGACUUCAUUCUCGGCAGUCCGAGGUCUCGUCGGUUCCGCAGCACCGAGGCCGAUUGGGCGACCAACACUUUCGUUCUCAAAACGAAGUGUGGACAGACGUAUCGCGUACCUUUCAUAGGUACCACGGCGACACCACGCCCCGAUCCUCCUCCCCCGGAACCUUCAGUGCCCACACCAUCUCCCUCUAUCACUGUCACCUCGCCUCGGCAGUUCGCUCACUUCAUUCGACAGGACGACGUCACCUUCUUUAUGGUGGACGUGACGGAUCUCUUACACUAUGAUCCACCCUGUCCCGACGCCGAGCUCAUCCCUCUGGACCCAGAUCCCCCCUCUAUCUCCAUGGCUCCCAUCUCUACUUCCGUCCCUCCGCCGUCCGUCGAGUCCACCCCGCCGUCGAGGGCUGACGCUGACGCUGCGGAACUCGCACGGUAUACGGCUAACUUGGAGCCCGCAGUUCGUGACCUCAUCCGAGAGUACCACGACGUUCUCCCAUCGUCAUUCUCGUACGCCGGCAUCCCACCGAUGCGUGACGUCGAGCACUCCAUUCAGCUCGUGCCUGAAUAUCGUGUUCACCACCAGGCACCCUACAGACUCUCGAUCCCCGAGGCCACCGAACUCAAGCGUCAGCUUGAGGAGCUCCUGAGACUGGGUUUCAUUAAACCCAGCAACUCCCCGUGGGGUGCACCCGUCCUCUUUGCUCGCAAAGCGGAUGGCACUCUUCGUCUCUGCAUCGACUACCGCGGCCUUAACCGCUACACGGUUAAGAACGACUACCCCAUUCCUCGUUCCGAUGAGCUGUUCGACCGCCUAGCAGGCAACCGCUUCUUUACGAAGAUUGAUCUUCGUAGCGGUUACCAUCAGAUGCGCAUCGCUGCAGCCGACCAGCCGAAGGCCGCGUUCCGCUCGCGAUUCGGCCACUACGAGUUCACGGUGAUGCCAUUCGGCCUCACCAACGCACCCGCUACCUUCCAGAGGGCAAUGAACGACAUCUUCAGGGACAUCCUGGAGCAGUACGUUCUCGUCUACCUCGACGAUAUCCUGGGGCCAUGGUAAUUAAUCUUCUCUGUAUCAAUCCAAUUUUAACGGAUGUCCCGAAGGACCCUUGAUUCUCCUUGUGAGGAUAAUGUAUUUGCUAUUUUGGAUC
This is a messenger RNA of Chara braunii, 1654 nucleotides long. The record is from the annotation of a GenBank genome assembly. NCBI's taxonomy places the organism in Eukaryota, Viridiplantae, Streptophyta, Charophyceae, Charales, Characeae.